AUGGCCACCUUCACCCAGACCCUGACCGACACGGUCGGCAAGCUCACGCUCUCGGGCGAGGACGGGCCGGCGGCGACCGAGGCGCCCUCGUCGGGCUACAAGUACGCGCACCUGCUGCCCGAGUGGCACAGGCAUCUCAAGCUGCCGCCUCUCGAGCCGUUCGAGCACGUCGACCCGGGCCAUGCCGCCCUCAAGGACCCGCACCCGCAGUCGUUCCUCGACGGCGCCAAGGUGCAGCAGCUCACGCCCAACGUCGGCACCGAGGUCCUCGAUGGCGUCGACCUCACGAAGCUCGACGCUCGCGGUCGCUCUCAGCUCGCCCUCCUCGUCGCGCAACGCGGCGUCGUCGUCUUCCGUGGGCAGCAGGCGUUCAUUGACGCCGACCCGAGGUGGCAGAUCGACGACUGGGGCUCCUCCUUCGGCCGUGUGCACAUCCACCCCGUGUCGGGCUUCGCCAAGGACAUCCCCGAGUUCCACCUCGUCUGGCGCGACGCGACCGGCACGAGCGACGAGCGGCACUACGAGGGCCGCAUCAACAACUUGACGGUCCACUCGGACGUCACCUACGAGCUCCAGCCGCCCGGCCUCACGACCCUGUUCCUCUACGACUCGCCCUCGUCCGGCGGCGACACCCUUUUCAUAAGCCAGACCGAGGCCUACAAGCGUUUGUCGCCCUCGUUCCGCUCGUACCUCGAGACGCUCUCGGUCGAGCACUCGGGCUUCGAGCAGGCGCAGCGCGCGAUCGAGCUGCACGGCGCCGACACGGUCAAGCGCGCGCCGGUCAAGCACGUGCACCCGCUCGUGCGCACGCACCCGGUCACGGGCGACAAGGCGCUGUUCGUCAACCGCGGCUUUUCGAGGCGCAUCAUCGGGCUCAAGCAGGAGGAGUCGGACACGAUCCUCAACCUGCUCUACGACCACCUCGAGCGCGGCCACGACUUCUCGGUCCGAGCACGGUGGAGCGAGCCGGGCACUGUCGUGCUGUGGGACAACCGCGUCACGGCUCACUCGGCGCUCGUCGACUGGAACGACGGCAUCCAGGGCCGCAGGCACGGCGCGCGCAUCACGCCGCAGGCCGAGCGGCCGUUCCUCUGAGCUUCGAGGGCGACGAGAAGGGACUUGGCGAGCCAUAGCGCAGCUUGCUAGCCCGUGUUUGAAACAAAGCAGUACCACUUGAGUUUCUCGUU
Messenger RNA from Rhodotorula graminis WP1, 1187 nucleotides. RefSeq lists its product as uncharacterized. The coding region runs from base 1 to 1095 and encodes 364 amino acids. The transcript is spliced from 5 exons. The record is from RefSeq and is a predicted model, not a curated record. Lineage: Eukaryota; Fungi; Basidiomycota; Microbotryomycetes; Sporidiobolales; Sporidiobolaceae. Gene Ontology annotation, cellular component: cytoplasm. Gene Ontology annotation, molecular function: 2-oxoglutarate-dependent dioxygenase activity.